AUGUCUAGAAGAGUUGUGGGAAAUCCAGUUAUUAUCGCAAUUGAUGUGGUUUCUGUUGCUGUUGGAUUAUAUGGUGUUGUCAACGUGCUCAAGCUUGAACUAUCAGAAGAUUUGCAAAAUGCUGGACAUUUCCAAUUCCUUACCAAUUUAUCAUUGAUUUAUACUGUUGGGGUCUUUAUCAUCGGCUUGGUGGGUCACUUGACUAGAUCGUCCUUUUUGUUUGAUCUCAAAAACAAUUUACACCCUGUUGCGUUGGCCCUAGAGUCAAUAGUAGCAAUUGUAUACUGGCCAUUGCGUCUAUUUUGGUUAGAAUUGUUGACAAAGAAUCCAGAAAAUUUCUCUCUUGCCUUGAGUGUUGACUUGUCGAUUCAUUUGAUGCCAGUUGUGUCAUUGUUAAUUGAUUACUUGGUGUUUAUGCCACGUUGGACAAUCAGAAAUAACACAGCAUUGGGGUUGAUUACUUUUCUUACUACUGCCUACUGGUUCUUGUUGAAGUAUUUGGUUGACACUGAGAAUGGUGGAAGGUAUCCUUAUGCAUUCAUGGAUAUGGAAAGCGAUGGAUUGAGAAUGGUUGUAUUUGGUGUUGUUGGCGUGGUUGCCUUUUUGCAGUUUCUCUUUAUGAGAAGCAUUUACGACUUUAUCGUUGCUAAAACUGAACUUGCUGAUAGAGAAAUCGAUAGAGAGUUAUCUAGAAAGAACUUAUAA
Candida tropicalis MYA-3404 is the source of this 705-nucleotide messenger RNA. RefSeq lists its product as uncharacterized. NCBI's taxonomy places the organism in Eukaryota, Fungi, Ascomycota, Pichiomycetes, Serinales, Debaryomycetaceae. Gene Ontology annotation, cellular component: endomembrane system; membrane. The record is from RefSeq and is a predicted model, not a curated record. The transcript has a single exon. The coding region runs from base 1 to 705 and encodes 234 amino acids.